Molecule: messenger RNA, 316 nt
Organism: Mytilus trossulus (common blue mussel)
Lineage: Eukaryota; Metazoa; Mollusca; Bivalvia; Mytilida; Mytilidae
Product: perlucin-like
Exons: 2
Coding region: 1-261 (86 amino acids)
Source: RefSeq, a predicted model, not a curated record
AUGUCCGAUGGUGUGUGGAUAGGAGGUACAGAUUCUUUAGUAGAAGGCGAAUGGCAGUGGGUAAAAACUGGAGUGUCCAUCAACCAACAGGAAUUCACUCAUUGGUGGCCAGGAGAGCCAAACUCUAGUGGAAACCUCGGAGAAGAUUGCAUGGAUCUCCUUCACCACGAAAAUUAUAACUGGAACGACGAACGGUGUGAUCGCCAGGCAAAUUUCCUUUGCGAAAAACAGGCGGCUACAGGACAGCAGAUCAUUGGUUAAAGGACGGGCUUAAUUAUCAUAUGGUCGCUUACAAGUCAUAAAAACAAAACAAAUA